AUGGAUCGUUACCCCUGCGUCAACAGAUACAAGCAUGGCGUUGACUGCCCUGGCUGGGUCAAUGUCCAUGGCGCGCGGUGCGAAGAUUGCGUCGUCGUAUGUAACAAGCCUAAACACCCACGAACACUGCUGACCCUGGACAGUACAACCGCUAGGCGCCAGUUUGAUGUUGCACUCGAUCGUCAAGAGGGCUGGGUAGAGGGACAAGUAGCCAUGGAUUCAACCAGUCAAGAGAGAUUGCUCUCCCACAAUUAA
This is a messenger RNA of Colletotrichum orchidophilum, 255 nucleotides long. RefSeq lists its product as uncharacterized. The transcript has a single exon. The record is from RefSeq and is a predicted model, not a curated record. Lineage: Eukaryota; Fungi; Ascomycota; Sordariomycetes; Glomerellales; Glomerellaceae. Bases 1 to 255 code for a protein of 84 amino acids.